Molecule: messenger RNA, 664 nt
Organism: Dendronephthya gigantea
Lineage: Eukaryota; Metazoa; Cnidaria; Anthozoa; Malacalcyonacea; Nephtheidae
Exons: 4
Coding region: 104-643 (179 amino acids)
Source: RefSeq, a predicted model, not a curated record
GGAACGAGUACGGCAUUGGAAUGUCACAAUUUCGAAAUCAGGCAAUUUCAUAUAGAAUUUUUCAUCUUAAAUUUUUGUUAUUUUCAAAUGUGCAUAGAAAUCGAUGAUUUCCAAAGCUCUGACGUUUCGGACUGUGGUUUUGGUAACCCUUAUACUAGUGCAAUUACUAGCUGUAAUCUUGCAAAUUGUCGGCCUGGUCGAAUGCAAACAAUGCUUGCUCUUUGCUAGAAUUUAUGAAAUCGAACGAGUUUUAGAUGGUGGUUUUAUUGGUUGGUGCUAUAUGUUGAUAGCCUAUGGAUUAUCAUCGGUUUUUGCCUGCAUCGUAAUGCUACUAAGGCGUCCCCUGCUGGGAGUUUCAUUUGAAAGCUUGUCGAGGUCUGAAAAGUCAAAGGCGAUGUUUUGCAUGAGUGCAACUGCUGUGAUAACAACAUUUUUUGUCAUCCUUGGUUGGCACCAGUUUUGUAGCUCUUUUAAAGUUGUCAGAUGUUACCACACUCCCUCACUUCUUAUUGACUGGAAAUCUUACACCCCAAAAUAUUCCAGCUGUUAUAAUACUUACUACUAUUAUCUUAUAACUGAGGUUUGUCUUUUGUGGUCUUCAAUUUCAACAAUAUUUUUAUUGUUAAAAACAGUUUGGAUAUAGAACUUGAAUAAUAUGCAUAUU